Molecule: messenger RNA, 1280 nt
Organism: Folsomia candida
Lineage: Eukaryota; Metazoa; Arthropoda; Collembola; Entomobryomorpha; Isotomidae
Exons: 3
Coding region: 856-1164 (102 amino acids)
Source: RefSeq, a predicted model, not a curated record
CAGGCAGAUUUAAAUCGCUCCAGGAUGAAAUCCUACAUCACAACUGUCUUACUUGGUUUCCUCGUAGUGGCAACAUUCUCGGAAGAACGCCAUCAAUCCCCUUCUGUCGAAUUUCUUAGUGAUAAUUCCCCUAUGGAUGAAAUUAAUUCAUCCCUGGGCGACUCAGAUGGUGCUCAUACCUGUGCAAGCGAAUUUCCCUUCACUCAACUUCACUCAUUUUCACCUCGACACAAAUUCCCUUCACUCCCCUCACUCACGUGAAGGAAGGCUGAGUGAGGCUUCACUCGCUUAUAAAUAUAAUGCUCACUCCUUCAUUCCCUUCACUCCCUCAUUCUUCACACGUCACUCACUCCCCUCAAUCAUCUAUUUCCUUCACUCUUUCUUUCACUUAAUUCAGUCUCUCGCGUCAUCAUAAUGUAAAUAAUUUGGCGCCAUCUAGUGGGGAAACGUGAGACUGGCCUGGGGCAAUGUGAGAUUCGACUGGGGUAACGUGAGACUGGGCUGGGGCAACGUGAGACUGGGUUGGGGCAACGUGACAUUGGACUGGGGCACGGUGAAAAUUGCAUGGGGUAAUACGAGACGGUACUAUGUUGAUAUUGCAACGCUUAUUUGAGUAUGUAAACUAAUUAUCUCCCCUAAAUUCCUUCACCCUUCUUCCCCGGAGGAGAAGGAGUGAAGAGAUGAAGCCUUCGUCUCCUUCGCCCUUCACCCCACUCAUUUCUCAUUUGGGCCUCCCUCACUCACCUUCACUCACUCGAUCCAAGUUUUCAACUCCCUCACUCAGCUUCACUCUCCUUCACUCCCUCAUCGUGAAUGAAGCUUCAAUUUGGGUAAAUUGAGUGAAGCUGCACAGGUAUGAUGGUGCUUCAGUUCGCAACAAGCGGCAAUAUGGGUAUGGAAGGGGAGGAAAUUGGACACCUCGAUGCUGUAAUUAUGGAUAUAAUUUCUCCCCAGGCUGCCAAUACAACGGUUUCUGGAAUGCAAAUAAUAAUCCUUACUGUCGUGGUUAUGGUGGUGGUUAUGGUAGAGGUCGAGGCGGAUACGUUGGAUAUAACCGAGGUUACAACCGUGGUUACAACCGUGGUUACAACGGUGGUUACAACAGUGGAGAUGAUUCCGUACACUGUACCUAUGAUGGUCAAGCCAAGUGUUAUGGAAAUCUAAUCUGAGGUGUGAGUGUUACCGAGGCCAGGAAUGUCUCAAUAUCAUAAUAAAGUGAAUACCACUAGCGUAAUUUGUGUAUUACUUUGAAACCAAUAAAAAUACAAUAAAUGAAAGCU